Molecule: messenger RNA, 1296 nt
Organism: Drosophila serrata
Lineage: Eukaryota; Metazoa; Arthropoda; Insecta; Diptera; Drosophilidae
Gene: Sras
Product: Ras converting CAAX endopeptidase Sras
Biological process (GO): CAAX-box protein processing
Cellular component (GO): endoplasmic reticulum membrane
Molecular function (GO): metalloendopeptidase activity
Source: RefSeq, a predicted model, not a curated record
CCUACUGCUGCAAAACAUCUGUUUUUUUUCGGUUAAUCCAAAGAAUGACGAAUACCCGCGUUUAAAUGUCCAACAUGAGUGAAAUGGAAGCCGGAAAGAUUAUGACACCGCAGGCGACAGGCCAAGAUGUCCUGCCACAGAUACCUGUGAUCACCUCGGUGAGCUGCUGCUUUGUGCUGGCGCUGCUUUAUGUGGGAAGUCUCUAUAUCUGGAACACCAAACAUAACCGGGAUCAUCCCACGACGGUUAAGAGAAGAUUCAUUAGCGUAUCCAUAGUGAUGCUGAUGGCUCCCUUCUUUGUUUACUUCUUUUCAUCGCCGGAACUGCUGAAACGGGAGCCGUUCCCGAAAUUGCUAGGAUUCCGAUUGGAGGGAUUGUGGCAGGCCGUGGUGAUACCCUACGCCCUCACAGCUCUCCUCUUCCUGGGACCCAUCUUUGUAAACAUGCAGAAUGAGUCAAUACGCUCGUAUUUCGAUAUUGACUACUGGCGAGGAUCAUUCAGCAGCAUUAUCUGGGUGCGUAAUCAUGUGAUGGCUCCUUUAAGCGAAGAGUUCGUGUUCCGAGCCUGCAUGAUGCCCCUUAUCCUGCAGAGUUUUUCACCCAUGGUUGCCGUCUUCAUCACACCUCUGUUCUUUGGGGUGGCUCACCUGCACCACAUAGCCGAGCGACUGAGUUUGGGAGUGGAACUAAGCACUGCCUUGUUGAUAGGUUUAUUCCAGUUUACCUACACCACGUUGUUUGGGUUCUAUUCAGCAUAUUUGUUUGCUCGAACUGGUCAUUUGGUGGCUCCAUUUCUGGUGCAUGCAUUUUGCAAUCACAUGGGUCUACCGGAUAUUCAGGAUUUGUGGCAGCAGGAUCUCUGGCGACGUGUCCUAGCCAUUUUUCUUUAUGUAGCCGGUUUUGCUGGGUGGAUUUAUUUGUUGCCCCUGGCCACGGUUCCUUCAUUGUAUGCCAACACUCUGUACUGGAAGGAAUGAUUGGGGCUUUAAUGCCCAGAAGAGAUUGUAGCUUUAUUUUUUUAGACUCAUUAAUCAAUCGUUGCCAUAUGACAAGCUUGUAUGUAUCAAAUUUCAUAUCAAAAUAACCUGCGCAAAUCAUAAAAAAAAAAAAAACAAUUGUAAAAGAAAACGGUCUUCCUGUUAAUAUAUAGGAAUCUACUUUAAGAUAAAUGUGGAAAAUGCAUUCUAAGAUCGAUUAUAUUUACGAAAAAUUGUUGAGUUGUACCCCAUUGUCAUCACAUUUUGGUUAUUGAAUAUUGUAAUGUUUUGUUAAAUUAAAUUAGUGAAAUUCUUGCAU